This is a messenger RNA of Rubroshorea leprosula, 1148 nucleotides long. Lineage: Eukaryota; Viridiplantae; Streptophyta; Magnoliopsida; Malvales; Dipterocarpaceae. The record is from the annotation of a GenBank genome assembly.
UUAUCAUAUCACAUCUGAUACCAUCAAAAUCUGAAGAUCAAAUUUCAUAAUUUGCUCUAAUAUCAUAAAUCUCCAAAUACACUCUAGCUUACGAGAUCAUGAUUUAUCUAAAAUUUAUAUUCACUUUACAAAAUGGCUAGCCUUCUAACUCGUCACUUCCCGUGGUUUCUCCGUCCUCGUUUCACUUCCUGAAAUGGUGGACAAGGAAAAACUAUGAGAUAAACUCAGUAAGUAAAUAUGGAGUGCCCUUAAUUAAACUUAUAGCAUGCCACAUGUGCAAUCACGCAAAACGGAUACAGUAUGGGAACGAAAUAGACGUCUCCUCUAUAGGUCACGGCCAGUGUUAUAAACCUCCCACUGUCAGGCUACAGAAUUUGCUGGUGUAUAAUCCCCACUAGCAGGGUCACUGAACGAACCGGUUCUAUCAAUAACAUGUCGACAUGUGCUAGCGUUUAUAAACCUCCCACUAGCGGGCACGCGAAUAACAUGACCAUAUCGGAGACAAAACAGGCAGAAGUUCACAGGAAAAUCACAAUUCACAAUCACUUUCAGAUCAUCACUUUCAAAUCAUUAGGACAGUCACUUAAAUUCCAAGUGGGCAUGCUCAAUUUAAUGAAAACUAUAAAACAUUUCACUUCAAAUCAAUCACACUUGUGUAAAACGGGUUUAGCCCCCGCCACCACUUCAAAAACAAAUCAAAACAUGCUUUUAAAACAGUACGGGCAUUACCAUAAUUUACUUACCUCACUCGCAUAAAACCGAGCACUCAAUUCACGCACUAACUGACAGAACGAUCGGGAACCUAAUCAAAACACCUCAGAAUUAAUACCGGACUAUCACACAUUCAAACUGAAAUCAUCAUUAGGAUCACUCCUAAUCACAAUGCUACUUCCAUAAAUCUCCACAUGAUUAAAUAUCUCCAAAAUCAUUCUCAUAUCACAAACUAAUCAUUUAAAUUCCCGUUAAAUGUUGGCCCUCGGGGUGUGAACAGUAACAGGUGAACAGUACCACGUCGUGAACAGUACCACGUCGUGAACAGUAACCCCGACUUUCACAAAUUGGCCAAAACACUAGCUAAUCUCACGGGAUUUUCUCCAAAAAUCACAACAACCAACUAACACUCAAUCACAUAAAUCUCACUUGAAUUA